Acyrthosiphon pisum (pea aphid) is the source of this 557-nucleotide messenger RNA. RefSeq lists its product as uncharacterized. The transcript is spliced from 2 exons. The coding region runs from base 16 to 423 and encodes 135 amino acids. The record is from RefSeq and is a predicted model, not a curated record. NCBI's taxonomy places the organism in Eukaryota, Metazoa, Arthropoda, Insecta, Hemiptera, Aphididae.
ACGUGUUUCUAGAUCAUGGACGCGAUGAAAGCUAAAAAAUUAGGUCUCACCUUACAAGUGCAAGAUUUAUCGACGAAAAAUGAGAGGAACCAGCGUAUUGCGUAUAGAGCCAGUAGAAUGAACACAAUGAUGGCACAGCUGAAACAGACGUUAAAAAGGAAAAACCGAAAGUUACGGAUCUUGACAAACAAUUUAGCAGCGAUGAAAGACGAAAUAGAAACGUUGUGUUUGCACAUUUACAAAAUGGAUUCUAUGCUAGUGACGACGACAACAUCAAUGGAGCACGUUUUGAAAUUGAACGAAGUUGACCAAUCCUUGAGCAAGUACAAGGGUAAUGUUUACUACACAUUUGUAGCGAAUUUAUACAAGUUAUUCGUUGCUACCAAGUUGAGGAAAGUAGAAAUUAGAGGUUUUGACUCGUAAGUAAUAUUCAUUUAAAUAUCAAUCUCUCAAUUUAAUCACAAUUUAUCCUUAAGUGUUAAAUAAAGAAGCUACCAAAAAUCUAAAUAAACAUUUUUUAAUUCAUAAAAUUUAACUUCUAAUAAUUUAAAUAUAGG